UCAGGCUGUAGCUUUCAGCUAUGGUUCCAGCACCAUGCCUACCCUGCCAUGUUCCUUGCCACGAUGAUAAUGUACUAGACCUCUGAAACUCUGUAGCUUUUUGUUACAGAGUCUCUCCAGGAAUCUGGAAUUCACCAACUUGGCGAGACUGAAAGUUUCAGUGAACUCCCAGGCUCCAUCUGUCUCCACUUCCCAGUGGAAGGCUCACAGAUGUGCUACCUCUCCAGAUUUUCACAUGGGUGCUGGAAAACUGAACUAAGACAGACAGACAUGGCCUGGAAACAGACAGCACUCCUGCUUUUGGUCUACAUGGUCACAACAUGCACUGCCCGGGACAGAACAGAGCUGCUCAACGUUUGUAUGGACGCCAAGCACCAUAAGACAAAGCCAGGCCCCGAGGACAAGCUGCAUGACCAGUGUAGUCCAUGGAAGAGAAAUGCCUGCUGCUCAGUCAACACCAGCCAGGAGCUACACAAGGACAACUCCCAUCUCUAUAACUUUAACUGGGAUCACUGUGGCAAGAUGGCGCCUGCCUGCAAACGUCACUUCAUCCAAGACACCUGCCUGUAUGAGUGCUCCCCCAACCUUGGGCCUUGGAUCCAGCAGGUGGACCAGAGCUGGCGUAAAGAGCGUUUCCUGGACGUGCCCUUAUGCAAAGAAGACUGCCAGGAGUGGUGGGAAGACUGUCGGACCUCCUUUACCUGCAAGAGAGACUGGCAUAAAGGCUGGGACUGGACCUCAGGCAUUAACAAGUGCCCAGACCCAGCACCCUGCCGCACGUUCCAGUACUACUUCCCGACACCAACCAGCCUCUGUGAGGGUCUCUGGAGUCACUCCUACAAGGUCAGCAACUACAGCCGAGGGAGUGGCCGCUGCAUCCAGAUGUGGUUCGAUCCAGCCCAAGGCAACCCAAAUGAGGAAGUGGCCAGGUUCUAUGCUUCCUCUAUGACAUCCGGGACUGUGUCCCAUGCAGUAGUACUUCUUGUGCCCAGCCUGGCCCCAGUGCUGUCAUUAUGGCUCCUUGGCUGAGGUCAGGCUUCUCUCUAGAUUUCUCCUUGAUCUACCCUUGGUCUCCGUUCAACUCUUCAAAGAAUAAGGACGUCUUGAGCCUGCUUCCACCCCUCUCCUGAUCCAUGCUUGGGGUUUCUACAACAGUCAUUUUCAAUAAAUCUAUGACACAUCUGGGCUUAA
Apodemus sylvaticus (European woodmouse) is the source of this 1191-nucleotide messenger RNA. It is a transcript of the gene Folr2, whose product is annotated as folate receptor beta. Lineage: Eukaryota; Metazoa; Chordata; Mammalia; Rodentia; Muridae. The transcript is spliced from 6 exons. Bases 211 to 1029 code for a protein of 272 amino acids. Gene Ontology annotation, molecular function: signaling receptor activity. Gene Ontology annotation, cellular component: external side of plasma membrane. Gene Ontology annotation, biological process: sperm-egg recognition; fusion of sperm to egg plasma membrane involved in single fertilization; cell adhesion. The record is from RefSeq and is a predicted model, not a curated record.